CAAUACUUCAUCCAUCCAUCAUCCCAGUUUUUGACUUCCUAAAGAACCUCUGCUCGUCUUAUCAUCAUGUAUUCAACCACUCAAUUCUCAUCCUCGGAUAAUUAUCAUAAACUCAUUACACCCAUUCUACCUACUUUCAAGAAACCUAACUUGGACUUGAAAACCUUUAACUCCAUCUCACUUGCUGAAUUCCAUCCUCUCAAUAAUCCUAAUUAUCCCAUUGCAAUCUUGGCGGGAUCUGAAACCCAAUCCAUGAAACAGGAUGUCAUCACUUGGAACGAGGUAGGGAGUGCGAUGGUUGGAGUUGCCCAUAAGCUACGUCACACCCUCGAGAGCUCUCCAGCUAAAGAGCCUGCAGUAAUUGGUCUCAUCGGGCACAAGGACCCAUUGACAUACUACGCCAUUCUUUUGACCAUCAUCAGGACAGGAUCCAUCCCUUUGCUAAUCUCACCCAGGAACUCGAUUGAUGGAAUCGUUCAUCUGAUCCAAGCAAGCGGCUGUAAACAUAUUUAUGUCGAAUUUGACCCUGAUGUCAAAGCCUCUGAUUUCCCAAAUAUGUCAAUUUCAGAGAAGCUCAGUCGUGAUCAAAUAGCGGAUAUAGAACGAGAAUUACCAAAAUCUCACUCUCUCAACCUACUUGGCUUUCCAAAUGCAUUCGAACUUUUCCCUCGCUUGAUCAAAGGUUCUCCAUAUGAAUUCAAUCACGACUUACCACAUCAACUCGCGCAAAUCCCCAAACCAAGUCAAUCUGAAUUUGCUCCUGUUAUGAUCUUACAUUCUUCAGGCUCAACUGGCAUACCAAAAUUAAUCCCUCUCAAUAGAAUCACUUUUCAAUGUUUCUUACGCUCAUCUGAUUUUGGACAAUUCUCUUGGACGGGAGAAUUGAUUUCAGCAAUGGCACUUCCACCGUACCAUGCAUUAGGAGUUCAAACAUGUUUUAACGUUUGUCUUUCAAGUGGCCUUGAAUACUCUAAAGAGCCAGAGAGUAUCGAGUUUUUAAAAGGUGUUAAACGCAUCGCUUACGGCGGCGCACCCUUAUCUGUCAACAUUGGGAAUUUACUUCAACAGAAUGGUGUCAAGAUCAGUUCUUUGUAUGGCAUCACCGAAGUAGGGAUAGUCUCGGUUUGCCUACCUGAUCCUUGCUACGGAGCGGAUUGGGAAUACUUCGAGAUAUCGCCACAAAUCAAGGCUCAACUGGAGCCACAUGAGAACGGAUUGUGCUCUUUGGGGUUCGAAAAAGAAUUCGGACCACAAACUUAUCAUACAUCUGAUCUUUUGGAAAAACAUCCAACCCGUUCUAUGUAUCGCCUCGUGGGUAGACUUGAUGAUCAGAUCACUCUGUCUAAUUCGGAAAAAAUAAACCCAAUCCCAUCAGAAACAACCAUCCGAUCCAAUCACGCGAUCAACGGUGUAUUGUUAUUCGGGCGUGGAAAGCCUCAAAUUGGUGUCGUCAUUGAACCGCACGAGAAAUAUGCUGUGGACGUAAAUGACCGUUCCGCCGUUGAGCGCUACAUCGACUUAAUCUGGCCCUCAAUUGAAGAAGCAAACAAGCUUGCACCUGCGCAUGGUAGAAUAACGCGAAAUAUGAUCCUUGUCAUUGAUCCGCGAUCCAAAUCAAUUCCUAAGAACUCCAAAGGAUUAGUGUCACGACCUAAAACUUUACAGCUUCUAGCCGAAGAAAUUGAAGCGAUUUAUCAACAAGAGCCUGAUGAUGAUACUGUCUCUGGAUUGCGGCUCCUUGAUUCUUCUGGGAAACCUUCGGAAUCCUCAGUCACAUUGAGUAUCAAGAGCAUUAUUCAAACCGUUCUCAAGCGGGAGGUCAAAGUGAAUGAUGACCUAUUUCUCGAUCAAGGCUGCGAUAGUGUCCAUAUCACCUCUAUCCGAUCAAAGACUUCGCAUCUGAUCAAGGCCAACACCGAGAAACAGAUCAAAAUUCCAACGAACGUAGUGUAUCAAUACCCAUCAAUCGAAAAAAUGACCAGAUGGCUCAUGGGCGUCUUGUCUGAAGACGAAGGAGGUAACCAUAAGAAGGGAGAUGGACUUGACCCGUGUCUACAACUCAAAGCCAUGAUCAAAAAGUAUCUACCUCUCCAAGUAUAAAACUUCUUCGUGAAAUGAUCCAUUGUAUUUCUAUCAUGACAUCCACCAACGUGUAAGGUGUCAUUGUGUUUUCAAUACAUCAUAAGAUAUUAAACUUCCUACAAUCCCAAACUUUAUUGAUGAGGUUUUAAGAUAGCCUCUAGGUAAUUUAUUAAAUCAAUUUUUCUUGAC
Molecule: messenger RNA, 2271 nt
Organism: Melampsora larici-populina 98AG31
Lineage: Eukaryota; Fungi; Basidiomycota; Pucciniomycetes; Pucciniales; Melampsoraceae
Exons: 8
Coding region: 67-2100 (677 amino acids)
Source: RefSeq, a predicted model, not a curated record